This is a messenger RNA of Paramecium primaurelia, 899 nucleotides long. NCBI's taxonomy places the organism in Eukaryota, Ciliophora, Oligohymenophorea, Peniculida, Parameciidae. The record is from the annotation of a GenBank genome assembly.
AUGGAAUUAAAUAAAUCGAAUAUAAUGGUUGCAACUGAUGGAUCCUAAGCAUCCAAAUAAGCUUUCUUUGUACCAUAUUUUAAGAUAUUGAUUAGUAAGCAGUUGAGUUCUUUGAAUAUAAGAAUAUUUUCAAUUAAAUUAUUGUAACCCAUGUAUCAGAUGGAUCAAAAACCUAUUUGCCUUUUGAAUUCCAAAGCACUACAAUUUAUGAGGAUUAUAAAGUUGAAUUAUUAUCAAGAGUAAUUGAUUAACAUAUUUUUAAUUUUUAGUAUCCAGAAGCAAAUUACUAAUUAGUUUUUUAGGAGAAAGCUUAAGGUUAAGAAAAUGUUAGAAAUUAAAUUUUAAGUAUUGCUGGUGAUUUGAAUGUGAGUUAUUUGAUAGUUGGAUUUAAUGGAAGAAAGGGAGUGAAAUAAGAUGUCACAAUUUUAGGAUAGACAGUGAGAAAUUCAGUAUACAAUAGUAAAGUACCUUUGAUAGCAGUUAAGAAACUCUAUAAAAGGGAUGAAACAAAUGGAUUUAAAUUUGUGGUUUGUAUAGAUGGAUCUAAGAAAUCUUAUAAAUCUUUAGAAAGUGCAAUUGCAUUAUCUUUUGAUGAACGUGAUAGUUUAUUGAUAUGUUUUGCUCCUACUCCUGAUAGAGAGGCAUUUGGAACUACUAUUAAGACAAAGGUUGAAGAGUUUAUGGGAAAAUAUUAAAGAAAAUGGUAAUAUAAAUAAUUGGAUGCAUCUUAUAGAGCAAUAGAAAAUGUGAUUGAAAUGAUAAAUAAUUCAGAUGAUCUUGAUUUUGUUGUAUUUGGUUCAAAUGGAUAUAGAGCAUAAUUAGAAAACAAAACAUUUUUUGGUUCAACAGCUGAUGAAUUAUUAAAAAAGGCAAAGGCAAAUAUUAUAAUGGUACCUUGA